Messenger RNA from Sphaeroforma arctica JP610, 1434 nucleotides. RefSeq lists its product as hypothetical. Lineage: Eukaryota; Ichthyosporea; Ichthyophonida. Bases 1 to 1434 code for a protein of 477 amino acids. The transcript has a single exon. The record is from RefSeq and is a predicted model, not a curated record.
AUGAAGGGAAUCAUAAUCAAGAAGACACCCCUGGACCUGAUCCUUGGCGGCAACAAGACCUGGGAGAUCCGCGGUUCGCCAGCGACACACCGUGGCUUUGUGGGCCUAGUAGAGUCUGGGCGACAAAAGGUGGUCGGGUUUGCCAAGUUGGUAGACUGUAUCAAGCUGGACAACGAGGUGUUUGCAAGCCACUCGGACCGCCACGGGUCGCCGGCCCUGCACAGUGGGUACAAGACGCCGUAUGCGUGGGUCCUGGAGUCGCCCGUGCGGCUACAGCGAGCGCUCCCGUACCAGCACAAGCAGGGGUGUGUGAUCUGGGUCAACAUUGACGACUCUGUGGUUGCCUAUGCGAUGUUGCAAGCGUACGUUGAUUCCAAAGCCGGCCCAAGACCACCCGAGGAGGUUGCCGUUGUUGCCAGGGCCCCCGAGCCCCGUCCGCUACCACCGCAGCCACGGCCUGGAAAUGGUGGUGACCAUUUGACAGUGCUUGAGCACCUCGAAAAGCACGGGUACGCCGUGGUGCCGACGGACCUGGACGUGGCGCAGGCGAGGGCAUACUUUGACGCGGAGAUUGCCAACUUCCCCGAGUUCAACGCGGACGCCAGCAAGUAUGUACUGGGUGGCUUUGGGGCGCUCGGGAACCCGGCAUCGUUCCACAACCCCACUGUGCGCCUACUUAGGGUGUGGGCGCACGCGAUCAUCAGACCCCUCCUGGCGCCCCUGGCUGGAACACGAGGCGGGCCAAUGUACUUUGAGCAGGUGGUCGACCGCAUGAUGGUGCGACAGAAGGGCGAAUCGGCCUCGGCGGAGGCGUGGCACCGGGACGAGGCCAAGCUGGCCGGGGCGGACGAUCUCGUGUUUGGGGGCUGGUGGAACCUGGACUCGACGGCUCAGUACUUUUCGUGCAUCGCCGGGUCGCACAAGGUGGUGUCUGGCAACAAGGGGUUUGCAACCGUCAAGCUGAGCGCAGAGCUAAAGGCGCAGAUGCGGCGGGACCGGACCAAGGUGGAGAUCCCGCCUGGUCACAUCCUUGUGUUUUAUGAAAAGAUCCUGCACGAGAUUGAAGCCACGAAGCGCCGCACAGACAUGUACCGACAAUUCUUGGGGUGGCGCAUGUCGCCGACUGGGGAGCCGCUGGUCGCGAACCUGCGGGAGCUGCUGGCGACGCAGGCGGUGGUGCCACUAAAGUCGGGGCAGAUGCCACCGAUGUACGCCAAGCUUCAUUGGACGAACCAUAGAGAUCUGCUGGAGCGGUUCUCUGCCAAUGUGCGCCCAGAAUGCAAGACGGUUCGGACUGUUGGGUCUGGGGUGUGCAAGGGCGAGCGGCGGUGUGUGGUGGACAUGGUGAUGGGGUCGCUUGAGUCGUACCAGUUUCGAAAGUACGAGGCGUACAGCGAACGGGAGAUUGCACUGCUGCUUCCGGAUGUGAUUUGA